This is a messenger RNA of Cyprinus carpio (common carp), 2656 nucleotides long. Its product is annotated as gap junction beta-3 protein-like. Lineage: Eukaryota; Metazoa; Chordata; Actinopteri; Cypriniformes; Cyprinidae. Gene Ontology annotation, biological process: cell communication. Gene Ontology annotation, cellular component: connexin complex. The record is from RefSeq and is a predicted model, not a curated record.
CUCACUGAGGAGUGUUACCAAACUAGAUCCACAGGGAAGUCAAGAAGAGGUCUUCAAAGAGUGUAACAGCUGCUGAAUUACAAGAGAAAACAUACGUCCAAAGUUGCUGUAUCCUUUAUCUGAGAUAUUCAAAGUCAAAGAGGAUCAGAGGACACAUUCAGAGAAGAGAAGUGUGAGUUGGCCUUGCACUGAACCAUGGACUGGAAGACUUUUCAAGCCCUGCUCAGUGGGGUGAAUAAAUACUCCACUGCAUUUGGCCGGAUCUGGCUCUCAGUGGUAUUUGUGUUCAGGGUGAUGGUUUACGUUGUGGCAGCUGAGAAAGUUUGGGGUGAUGGGCAGAAAGAAUUUGACUGCAACACCAAGCAGCCGGGCUGUGCAAAUGUCUGCUAUGACUACUACUUCCCCAUUUCCCACAUCCGACUGUGGGCCCUGCAGCUCAUCUUUGUCACCUGUCCAUCAUUGAUGGUGGUCAUGCAUGUGAAGUACCGCAAAGAGCGCGAACGCAAGUACCGUCAGAGGCACGGUGAAAAAGCCAGGCUCUAUGACAACACAGGGAAGAAACACGGUGGACUGUGGUGGACAUACUUGAUAAGCCUUUUUGUCAAGACUGGCAUCGAGAUCACUUUCCUGUACAUCCUCCAUCACAUUUAUGACAGUUUCUACCUGCCACGGCUGGUGAAGUGUGAAGUCCAGCCAUGUCCCAAUGUUGUGGACUGUUACAUUAGUCAACCCACAGAGAAAAGAGUCUUCACCUAUUUCAUGGUUGGAGCUUCAGCUCUUUGCAUAGUGCUCAGUGUCUGUGAGAUCAUCUACCUGAUUUCCAAACGCUUCAUUCAAUGUGCCAAAAUAAUUAAGACACACCACAAAACCACCAAGCCACGAUACCGAGACAACCUUCCUAUGCAUGAAUUGGACAGCAAAUCCAAGUUUAAGAUGGAGUCUACACCACAUUUUAAAUCUGGCUAUAAACCUGGGUCUAAACCACAGUUUAAAUAUCAGCUCAAGCCAGCAUUUAAGCCAGCGUACAGAUUGAGUGAAGACAUGAGAGCUUCUGCUCCAAAUCUCUCAAUACCUGUGUACAAGAUACAGUCUGAUUUACUUAGACAAGCUAAACAUGAUAUACAUGACCUAUAAAACUGCAAGUCUUGGGUGUUUGUCAUUUGGCAGAAGGUUCAUGAAAUUCUAUAUGCCAUAUUCAGACAAUUUUGCCUCGGAAACAGUAGAGAUUAAGUGGGCUGCCUAGUGGGGCAAUGGAGAUGAACCAGGAUUGUGAUAUCAAUGGUACCUGGGUUCAAACCUGGAUUCUUUUGAUUACCAGCCUAGUUCCUUCAGGCUUCAACUCCAGCUCAAAUGGCUGCAUAACCACCAUGAUCCUAAGAAUUAAUGGGGACCAAAUGCAUUCCUUUUCUUCUGAUUCAUUUCUUUAAAAGAACAAAGGUGAGAACCCAUGAAAAAGCUUGAGUUAUCAAAUAUCCAGGAAGGCUUUCGUGGAGAACACACCCUGCAUACAAAAUCCACCUCCACCUUCACACACACACAAAAAGAUAGGAGGAAGAGUGAAGUUCUAUUGUGUGUUAAAAGACGUAAUGAAAAUUCCUCAUGGGUGUCACUGUUAACAGUCAUUUCUAAAUGUCCUGGUAUUUGUUACAAAGAUCAGAAGUUUUAUAGUUGAAGCUGUUCCAACUAUCACAGUUUCAUAGAGAUCAUAGUGGAUGUUUAUAUGCAAACACACCUGAACUCAAAUUCUUAUGCUUGAAAAAUCUGAGGUAUAUAAAAUAUAACAGGGAAUCAGGGAAAGUUUUUCUUCCAUUUUUUGUUGUAACUUUACUGUAGACUGUGGACUUAUCUGAUGUCACUUGGCAAGCAUUUGUAAGAGUCUGACUUUGUCCAGACUUGUUGUUAUGAUUGUGUUACAUAUUUUAGCUGAGAUUUUUAAUGAUGCUGCAAACCCUGCCUUUGUAUCAAAAGCUGAAUCAAUGCACUGACAUAUUAUCUUAUGAAUUUUUCUCAGGUUUUUGUUGUUGUUGUUUUUUUAAUUUAUUUUUUAUAAAAUUGCCAAAAUGGAGUUCUUCGUUUGUAUGACAGGUAUUGUAAAUGAGUAUGUUUUUAAAGAUUAUUAAUUUUAAUACUGUAUAAAUAAAGUAUAAAAAUAGCCUUUUUGUCACAUUUUAAAAGACUGUGAAAAUGCAAUAGAUUAAAUCAUGAACAGACAAUUGAAUAAAAGAGGAAACAUUACUAACUUUACUAACUUUGACAGAACAUGGAACAUGAAAAUCAUUAUUUAUUAUCCUUUGUCAGAACUUAUUAAAAUAGUGGUCAAUUUACACUGAUCUAUUUCAAAUCUUUGUGCAACUAUUCAAAUGUUUGCGGUCACUAACAUUUUUAAUACAUCUAUAUGGCAAGAAUGCAUUAAACUGAUCAAAAGCUAUAUUGCUACAAAAAUAUUCCAAAUAAAUGCUUUUUGGGCUUUCUAUUCAUCAAAACAUUGUAAAAAAAAAAAAAAAAAGUUACAUGGUUUGCAGAAAACAACACUGAACUGUUUAAUUAUUUUCAGCUGUUAUAAGAAUUUUUUCUUAAGCACCAAACCAGCAACUGAUGGCCUUGUUUAGCAUAAGAGACUUCAUUCAUGAACAUUAAAAAUCUUACUGAUUCCAAA